Molecule: messenger RNA, 1589 nt
Organism: Pelagomonas calceolata
Lineage: Eukaryota; Pelagophyceae; Pelagomonadales; Pelagomonadaceae
Source: the annotation of a GenBank genome assembly
CGAGUCGAGUUUGUAGCCACGCUAUACGGCUGCCAUCGGGCUCAGUGCUCGCGACUGCGUAGCGAAGGGCUCGUCACGCAUCGGGACGACACGUUUUGGACACCCUCAACGGCUGCACACUGCACAACAGCCCACUCUCAGACGCGCCCACUCAGACACGCUCUCAGAGCUAUUUUUACGCCGUUUAGAUUGCAAACAAAGGACGCCACCGUGGAUCUGCAAAAAGACGCCAAGGCCUUAGGGCUCAAAAGCCCCGUAUCCACGCCCGCCGCCGUGCGCGCGGCCUACCUGCGCAAAGCGAAAGCGGCUCACCCGGACGCCGGCGGUACGAAGCAGGAGUUCCAGACCAUCCAAGCGGCCUACGAGCGCCUCGGCACGCAGCGCAGACACCAAGCGCGCGUCGACGCGCGCUACUACGCGCGGCGGCCCAACGACGUGAUCGACAGAAUAAACCACCGCCUCUCGCGGCCGCUGGGCAACCUCGUGCCCACGCGCUACAAGGUCGCCUUCCGCCUCGGGGCGUUGUUUCUGGUCCUCGGCGGGGCGGCCAUGGCGGACGAGCCGCGGCGACGGCGACGAUGAUGCUAGCGCUUGUGGUCGCGGCAACGGCGCUGGCGCCCGUCGAACGCCUCUACCUGAGCUAUGGGCACCGCGCGAACAGCUUCUCGGCGGCGUUCGACCCGGACCUCGAGCGGCACGUCACGGAUCAAGGCUUCGUGGCCUUUGCGCGGCACGCGUGCACGCGGACGUCGCUCGCCUUCUUCGACCCCGUCUGUCUCGAAACAAAUAUGGAGACGGUCCUCGACUCUUUCAUGGAACGAGAACGGCAAAGAGGCCGUGUCGCCUUCUGGAAGGUCUCGACGGCGACGGCGCGCUAUCUGUGUGCGCGGCACGGCUUCGCGGCGGCGCCGUACGGCACGGAGCACGCCCUGGAUCUACGUGGUGACAUGCUGCGCGGGCCCAAAAGACGCAAUCUACGGCGCGACGUGAAUAACGCGCGCAAGGCCGGCGCGCGCGUCGAGGUCGUCGAGGCCGCCGACGCCUCCCUAACGACCUGCGAGCGGCGCUGGCUCGCCGCGCGGCCCCAGUCCCGCGAGAUCCGGCGGGCCACGCGGCGCUGCCGCGCGGCGCCGGAGCCCUAUUGCACCAAGGUGAGAGCUGUUGAUGAUUUUGGGGAGACGCUCGGUUGGGCGGCCUUCGACCACUGCUACCGCGACGGCGACCUCGUGGGCGCGGGCUUCUCCACGGUGCGGUGGGAUCCAGAGGCCCCGAAGGGCAUCCCAGCACUCCUAGCCGUCGACGGCGUCGCGCUCGUCGCCGACGGCAGAGCUACGUUCCGCCUCGAGCUAGGGGAAGCGCCGCUCGCGCCGCUGCCGACGCAUCUGGCCGAAGGUUUUCCGCCCCUGCCCUUCGUCAGCGCCGUCACGCGGCUUGUCUACGACCGCGGGCGCCUUCUGUACAACGCCCGAGGCAUCUCGGCCUGGAAACGCAAGUGGCGUGCGGAAGAGAGUGCAUUGUGGAUCUGUUGUGAAAAGGACCCGCCGUUUCUCGAGACGGCCGCCGCGCUCGCGCUGAUCUAUGACCCUUAA